This is a messenger RNA of Etheostoma cragini (Arkansas darter), 2018 nucleotides long. RefSeq names its product V-set and transmembrane domain containing 2A (gene vstm2a). The transcript is spliced from 6 exons. NCBI's taxonomy places the organism in Eukaryota, Metazoa, Chordata, Actinopteri, Perciformes, Percidae. The record is from RefSeq and is a predicted model, not a curated record. The coding region runs from base 373 to 1182 and encodes 269 amino acids.
CAGUAAGGGGCCGGAUGAGGAGCCGUUUUGCAGAGGUGUGGAGUGUGUGGAUGCCACAGUGAUCCACUAGACUGACGUCUCUCUGGUAGCGCAGAGGAAGACCGCAGCACGGUUAUUUUACAGACUUCAGUACAGGGAAGCAGUCGACUGUCUCUCCCGCAGAGAUACAGAGAGGGGAAAUAGAACUUCAUCAACGACAAGCUGUAGUUUUGCAGCAUGUUCCACCGUCGGCAAUCUCCGUUUCAACAUACUCGUCCAGCAACUGUUUGAUUUUGCUGGUGUCUUGGCAAUUCUUUUCAUUUUUGUGUUUGGAAACAUUCGCCCUUUUCCCCUUUUUCGGCUGAUGUAAAAAUAAAACACCUCUACAUUGGAAUGAUGUGGACCUCUCAUGAUACUGUUGGAUUUGUUUUCUUAGCCGGGGUUUGUGUGCAAAUCGGAUUCUCCUUUGAAGGUCGCUUCACGGAUCUGCCCUCCAACAUGACGGUUAAGGAGGGACAAAACAUAGAAAUGGCGUGUGCUUUCCAGAGCGGUACUGCGUCCGUGUAUUUGGAGAUCCAGUGGUGGUUCGUGAAAGAGCCGGAACCCACUGAAAGCGAGGAGGCGGUCGAUGCUGAAGAGAACAUAAGCAGAUUGCUGUGGAGGCAAUGGGUCAUCACUCUAUAUGGCAUUUUGGCUGCAGUACAAAAUAAGGCAACAUUGGGUACACUUGUCCCCGAAAAAAUGGAGAUGAUACCAGAGCCUGAUCCUGAUGAUGAGGGGACAAAAAUAAGUACAGUGAAAGUCCAGGGCAACGACAUCUCACACAAGCUGCAGAUCUCAAGAGUUGGCAAGAGUGACGAAGGACUAUAUGAGUGCCGGGUGACACGAGCUAACUACGGAGAGAUUGUGGAGUACAAAGCUCAAGCCUGGUUGAAGGUUAAUGCCACUGCCAGGCCUCGACGACCACUGCUGCCUCCCAAGAAAAGCUCCCCGCUGCACCUGACGGACAAGAAGCCAAGGAAGUCCAACUCACCUCUGGGCCAGGACAGCAUGAGUUCAGACCAGAGAGUGGCCUCCACCUCCACAUCCCACACAUCCUCCAAUACAGCUAAACACAACCCCAGCUCAGGUACAAGAAUAUCAUCCACCUAUGGGCUGGCUGUCCUCCUGGCGUGUGGUUUGGUGAGGGAUGCGUUGUUAUAAUUUCAAGAACUGACAUGGUUUUCACCCUGAUCUGCUCUCUCUCUGUUUGCUCUCAAAGUGAACAAGAAAAUUGUAUGUUCUAUCCCUGCCCCCGCCCUCCCACACACACACACACACACACACACAUACACAUCCCAUGCACACAGCACAGCUGGCCCUCAUUUCCCUGCCACUACUGCUCUUGCACCCAACACAUUGUUAUUAGCCACUGCAAACACCAGUCACUUUAAACCGGUUGGAUUAUGUUUUGUACAGAAGUCAACUCAACACCAUCCGAGAUGCAACGCUCAGUGUGAAAACGGACUCUGUAUCUUGUUGGAACUCUCAUGGACUUUCUUAUGGUUUCACUGUUCCAGUUUAUGUGUUUAUUGCUCAAAAGUGAACAAGAAAAAGGAGUAUCUAUAUUUGUGUAAUACAUAUGAUUCUAGAUAUCUCUGUUUUAUUUGAAACACCUAGAAUUAAUGUAUGUGCUGUAUACAUAGCUGAAACUCACCAUAUUCACAAAACUGCAUCGUAAAGGCAUUUUGGCCCUCUCAAAGAAACUAUAGAAAAGAAAAGAGAUUAAAGUACAAGAUAAUUUAGAACAUUAACCAUAAGGUUAAAAGGGGUUAAGAUUCUCAUUUUUCCAAAGCUCUACUGGCCAUCUAAAUGAUCUAAUGUGCAUACAUUUACAUCUUGUUAGUGUCACACACAGGUAUGCGUAUUGGUCUAAUUGGCUUAAAAGAGGGGGACAUAAAUUAUUUGAGCUACAUAAGUCAACGCCCUGGAGUUCAGUGUUCGUUGAACAGUACAGAACACUGAAUUUAGCUUUAUUUUAAUGUGCUAACUUGGAUGUG